Messenger RNA from Paramecium sonneborni, 664 nucleotides. The record is from the annotation of a GenBank genome assembly. Lineage: Eukaryota; Ciliophora; Oligohymenophorea; Peniculida; Parameciidae.
UUUUAUUAUAAAUUAUGGGUAAAAUUUAAAUAGAGAAAGAGGAUAAAGAUUUAAAGAAGGAUAAAAAGCUGAAUAAAAAGAAAUAAGUAUCUUUCAAAGGUGAUAUGGAUCUUGAAAAACCUAGGGGUAUUAAGAAGAAAGUGAUAAAAUAAACUAGUGAAUAAAUUAAACAAAAAUUAAUAAAAAAAAAAGUACAAUAACUAAAUCAAAUAAAAACUCAAACUUAAACUGCUACAUAAAAGAAGGUUGAAAUAUUUAAAGAAUUUAAUAAAAAUAUUGAAUAAUAGAUUUAGAUUCCAAAAACUUCGACUAAAGGUUAGAGAGAAAGAUGGCUAAAGAAAUAAAAAAUUUUAAAAAAGAAGGUAAUCAUUCAUUAAUAUGAAAGUUAUUAGAUAAGUACAUUAUUACAAAAUAAAAAUAGGAACCAUAAACUUUUAUUUUAGAUUCAUUGAAAAAUAAUUUAUAAGCUAUUGAUAAGCAAAAUGAGGAAAAAUUAAAGUAAUUAGAAUUAGAAAGAAACAAGGGAACUUCAAGUCACUUAAGAAAUAAGUUGUUAAAGGAGGAUUAAAUCAGAAUGAAGCAAGUUUUCUAGAUUAAACCUUUCUAAGAUAAUCCUUUAGCAACGAUGAAAAUGCAUCUAGAAAACACAUAUUCUAAAAAGUGA